Messenger RNA from Bicyclus anynana (squinting bush brown), 1204 nucleotides. RefSeq lists its product as uncharacterized. The coding region runs from base 67 to 1179 and encodes 370 amino acids. The record is from RefSeq and is a predicted model, not a curated record. The transcript has 3 exons. Lineage: Eukaryota; Metazoa; Arthropoda; Insecta; Lepidoptera; Nymphalidae.
ACACCUCCACCAAAUAUACAAUGUGAGCCGAAUAAGAGUUAUAACAGCAAAAACGACAUAAAAGUCAUGAUAGAUCAUGUUUAUAACGAAAAAUCUAUAGAUAGAAUCAUAAAGCAAAACUAUCAGUUAGAAGCGGAAAAAAUACGGAAUAAGCAUUCACAGGACCUCAAUCAUUUUAUUGAUUGGUUUGAAAAUCAACCUGGACAUUUGAAACAUGUUCUACAAAGAUUGGAUAAGCUACGACAAGAACAAGUAGAACCGAUUGUUGAAAUAGUUGCCGGUGUACUUAGUGAACAUCCUAAAUUAGAAAUGUUAUACAACGAGAAAUUGAAUAAAACUAGCGAAUUGGAAAAGAAACUCAAGAGAUACAAGAUUAUUUGUAAGCUUAAUUGUGAAGAUGAUGAAGAAAACGAUUAUAUCAUAAGCAAGCGAGAAAUUGGGGAAGAUUUUUAUUGCAGUUCUUUGGAAGAUUUACAUAAGCAUAUUACUAAAAAUCUCGAUCAGUUUGUUAUAAAAAUAAAUAACAUUACAAUGAAUAAACUAUCUUCAACUGACAAGAUAUAUGAGGAAAUAAUUGAAGAAAUCAAGUCCAAUUUAAAAGACAAAGCACUGAAUGAGUUCGGUCGAACUAUGUACGAUAUCCUUCACUUGGAAGACGAGUACCAUCAUUUUGUGGAUAACAUAACUUCCGUAGAUUUAUUCGCAGCUGUUUAUGCUAUUAAAAGCUUUGGACUUCAUAUAGAUACAAAAUUAUUGGAAUUGGAACAAGCUAUUGAGAAAUAUGGGAAACAUUGUAACAGUUGCAGCUCUAAAUCCCUGGUAAGAAAAGCAAGACAGGCAAAUCCAGAAUUGGAUACAAAACAGACAGCAGAACAACCAAGUCUCGUGGAUGGAUUGCUGGAAAAUAAAUUUAAAGAAAUCGUAGAUGCAGUAGAAAGAGACUGUAAAAAUAUAUUUAAUGACCUAAACGUGUUAAUACAAAAUAUUGAUCAAGUUAGUGGAGAGAACUGGAAACCACUACAAGACGAAUUACAUGCAAUGACUACCGCUGAGAGAGAGGUUUUGGAGUCUCUUCAAAACCUAGCCUCAACAAAACCUAUUGAUAUAUUAUUGGAAAUAAUUAAGAAGCUGCAAGCGUUAUUGCAAUUCAUUUAUGAUAUUUUAAAUAAUUUGCCUUAAUAAAGUGUUUAACAAUUCUUAGCAA